This is a messenger RNA of Daldinia childiae, 1986 nucleotides long. Its product is annotated as Sphingomyelin phosphodiesterase. Gene Ontology annotation, molecular function: sphingomyelin phosphodiesterase activity. Lineage: Eukaryota; Fungi; Ascomycota; Sordariomycetes; Xylariales; Hypoxylaceae. The transcript is spliced from 5 exons. The record is from RefSeq and is a predicted model, not a curated record. Bases 1 to 1986 code for a protein of 661 amino acids. Gene Ontology annotation, biological process: sphingomyelin catabolic process.
AUGCGGAUUCUAUCCUUUUUCGCCGUAGUAUCCGUUGUCAUCGGCCGGGGUUUCACGACAUAUCUCGAUUUUAACGAUGGGUCUCAGAAAGUACUUACGUCUGGUACGGCGGGGAGACUUCAAGAUGGCUUCGAUCUUAGUAGUAUAGUCGCCAGCACCGGAGAAGAUGCACAGAGUCCCGCAUCGUGCGCGGCUUGCGAGGCAAUCCUCUUACAGCUUAAGCUCAUAGCUGCGGCAGGCGAUAACUUCUUCAUCCACUCCAUGACGGAGCUCUGCCAGCGAUUCCACAUCGAAGACGCAGACGUCUGCGCAGGCUCCAUAGCUCUCGAGGGCCCCAUCGUCGCGCAUAGCUUGCGCGGUCUUGCCGUCGGCUCCCGGACGUCGCAGCUGGUGUGCGUAGCGCUCAUGGGACUAUGCCAACACCCCGAGGUCUUGCCGUAUAACGUCUCAUUUCCAUCGCCGAGAGGGUUGACGGGUAGGCCGUCACCAAGUGGCUUGGAGCCGGUGCAGGUGGUACAUUUCUCAGAUAUACAUGUUGAUCCGCUGUAUGUCGAGGGUGCAAAUGCGAAUUGUACGAAGCCGAUUUGCUGCAGGGAAUACACCGACGUUGACAAACCUGGUUUCAACGACUUUCCGGCCAAGCGAUACGGUGAGCACAAAUGCGACUCGCCCGCCAGCUUGGAAGACAGCAUGUACACGGCGAUCCAAGCCGUCGCACCUAACGCUGCCUUUGCCAUUUUCACCGGUGACAUCGUCGAUCAUGCCGUGUGGGAUACGUCUGAGUCGCAGAACGCGUUAGGCAUCGAGGACGCUUACGGACGUAUGGCGCACGCCGGGUUACGCGUCUAUGGCACGGCAGGAAAUCACGAAGCUUCGCCCGCGAACUCGUUCCCGCCAACUCCGGCAAACAGCGACGAUAAUACCGACAAUAACAGUAAUGCCACGCAAUGGUUAUACGACCUACUCUCGGCGACUUGGUCCCGGUGGAUCGGCCCACGGGCCGCGGCUACGACAAGGGAGUUUGGUGCAUACUCGGUGCAGCACAUUUCUAGUAGAGACGGCGUAGGGAAACUACGCGUGAUCUCGCUCAGCACGAACAUGUAUUACGGGCAUAACUAUUGGCUGUACGAGGAGCCUAUGCAGAGAGACCCGAGCGGACAGCUGGCAUGGCUAGUAGGGGAGCUGGAUGCCGCGGAGAAGGCGGGUGAGCGUGUGUAUAUUAUAGGACAUAUGCCUAUGGGGAGUCGGGAUACAUUCCAUGAUGGGUCGAAUUAUUUUGAUCAGAUUGUGCGGCGAUAUGAGGGGACUAUCGCUGCUAUGUUCUUUGGCCACACCCAUUUCGACGAAUUCGAACUCUCAUACGCAGACAAUUCGAACAAGUCUCACUCUAACGCACUGGUAACCUCCUAUAUCGCACCCUCCAUGACCCCAAUAUCGGGACAUCCCGCCUUCCGCGUCUACACCGUCGACCCCAUCACAUUCGGCGUACUGGACGCUACCACUUAUAUCGCCAACGUGAGCGAUCCAUCUUUCUCAUCACCCACAGGGCCAAAAUGGACAAAAUAUUAUUCGGCGCGGGAGGCGUACGGGCCACUGAUCGGAGCAACUAAAAAGUUGGAAUCUGACACAGGACUAGAAUUAGAAGAACUAACUCCCGCGUUCUGGCACAACGUCACCUCAGCCUUUGAGCGGAACGAAACGGCAUUCGCGGAGUACUUUGCGCGGAGGCGUCGAGGAUGGGAGGUAAAGAGUUGUGACGAAAAGUGUAGGGGCGCCGAGAUAUGCAAGAUGCGGGCUGCGAGAGCCGAGGAUAAUUGUAUACCACCUGGCCUGCGGUUGAACUAUAACAAAAAUAUGGGCAAUGGCCAAGGAGAGGAAGAUGAGUGUGGAGACUCGAUUAUACGUGACACGCUGGAGAGCUUGGUUGGGGAUGUAAAUAUGCUGAAGCUGCUUGGAGAGUUGGUGGUUGCGAGGGAGUUAUUAUAG